Molecule: messenger RNA, 1116 nt
Organism: Emericellopsis atlantica
Lineage: Eukaryota; Fungi; Ascomycota; Sordariomycetes; Hypocreales; Bionectriaceae
Exons: 3
Coding region: 1-1116 (371 amino acids)
Cellular component (GO): nucleus
Molecular function (GO): ubiquitin protein ligase activity
Source: RefSeq, a predicted model, not a curated record
AUGUCACACAGCAAGCGGAACACUGCUCGCUCCAUCUUCACCGCCCACGAACGAGCCGUCGCCCACGCCCAUUGGAACACGUCGACAAGCGCACGUCUGACCCGCGACUCUUUCCUCCCCUUUGGAUCAUGCAGCCUCUGUCUUGAGCUCGCGCGCGACCCGGUCGCCUGUUCGCGCGGCGAUGUCUUCUGUCGCGAGUGCGCAUUGGCGAACAUCCUCGCGCAGAAGAAGGAGCUAAAGCGUGCCGAGAAGGCUCGAGCGGAGCAGGAAGAAGAAGACAAGCGACGGGCGGCGCUGAUGGAGGAGGAGGAAAAGGAGAGGGCUGUCAGGGACUUUGAGAGGACGCAGGCUGGUCUCUCGGUGCAAGGGCAGAUCAAGGCACCCGUCGAGGUUCCCACGACCACGAUACCGACCUCAAAGACCAAGACCAUUGAGUGGAAACCGGAGAAUGGGUCACAAUCUACAAACAAGAAUGAGGGGGAUGCGGAAUCUGCCAACGGAGCAAAGCGCAAAUUCACCUUGGACGACGAAGACGUCGAGCGUACGGCGAAGCAGGACAGGGCGAAAGCUCGGAAAGCGAUUGACGACGAAAAGGCAACCAAACCCUCCCUCCCAUCCUUCUGGACCCCAUCCCUCACGCCCGACAUCAGGGACUCCAAGCUCGGCCCGGCGACCAAGAAGCACAAGUCGACACCGACAUGCCCCUCGUCGCAAGCCGAGAACCCACAUCCCUUAUCCAUGCAGAAGCUCAUCACGAUCAAGUUUGAAGAGCUGAUGGACGACUCGACCAAGGACAAGCGCAGGUCGUGCCCCUCGUGUCGCAAAGCGUUGACCAACGCCUCCGCGCCCAUCAUGGCCAAGCACUGCGGCCACGUACUCUGCGAAAAGUGUGUGCAGACCUUCCUCAUCCCGCCCAAGGGCAAGCCCGUGAAAGAGGAGGACUCGGUUCUCGCCUGCUUCGUGUGCGACGAGCCCGUGGCCGUGCUGGCUACGGGCGACGAGGCUACCAAGGAUAGCCUCCCGACGGGACUGGUCGCUCUCCGCUCUGAAGGGACGGGCUUCUCCGCCAAGGGCGCGAGCAAUGUCCGCAAGGCUGGCGUGGCGUUCCAGGCGUGA